AUGGAACCGCUUAAGGAAAAUCAGAACCCAAAAACGCCCGGAACGAACAACGUUAAGAAAAGGCCGUCUUUGGCUAGUCCAUUUUCAGCUGCCUCACCUAGUGUUCGUCCACUUCAGAAAAAGGAGAACAGCAGCUGCAGUGUAGUUCCUGAUAGUAAUCUUGAAGGAACUCGUGUAGAGUCAACAGUUUACGAGCAAGAUUUGACACAAGCAACGUUUUUUGAGGAACUGAAUUAUGCCACUUAUAAAACGAUCUUUUCUACAAAAUUUGAAGGCGGUCAAUUUAAUAAGAAGAAAAGCGGCUUCUGCGGUGUUGUUGACGGUAAUCUUGAAGAAACUGCUGUCGAGUCGACAGUUAGUGAGGAAGAUUUGACUCAAACGAUGGGUUAUGAGGAACUCGACGAUGCCAUUAAUAAAACGAUUUCUUCUCUACAACUUGAGUGCAGUGAAUUCGAUAAGGAGAAAGGCAACCACAAUGAUCCUGUUGAUGGUAAUCUUGAAGAAACUGCUGUCGAGUCGACAGUUUUUAAGGAAGAUUUGACGCAAACGACGGGUUGUCAGGACCUCGACGAUACUAUUAAUAAAACGAUUUCUUCUCUACAACUUGAGCGCAGUGAAUUCGAUAAGGCAUCAUUUAGCUCAUCACUCAUGGAUGAUAACUCAGUGUUAGGGAUAAACCUUCCAUCGCUAACCGAGCGGCAAUCAGGCUUGAAGAGAUCACUUUCACCGAUUGCUUGUCUAUCGAAAAGGGAUAGCAGCGCAUCAUCUUCCUCUACUUUAGCUCCUUUGCAUCUAUCUACUAGGCAAUCUCCAGUUUUUUCGACAGAUAGAAAGUACAAUCUAAAUGAUUCUGACAUUUCUUUCUUAAUUAAUGAGAACAGAGUGUACGAUAUGGCUCUUCGUAAAACUUCUAUUUCUUCACACGAGACUGAGCAGCUCAAGAAAAAUUUGAUUGCCUUGGAAGAAGAAAAGUCUAUGGUUCUUGAGCAGUUACGAUCGCUGUCUGUUGAAUUAGAAAAAUAUAGAACAAAAUCCACCAGUCAGGACUCCGAAAUUCUAGAAGCUAAUAGGAAAUUGGAUGAGCGGGAACGAAUUGAAAUAGCCCUGAGACAAAGUGAGAAGUGCCGGUUAGAAGCUUCUACACAGUGUUCUGCCAUCGAAAAUGAACUGAAUACCGUUAGGGUGAAAUUGGAUUCACUUGAACAAGUCGAGGCAACCGUGGAGAGGUUGAAGAAUGAGUGUGCUGUUCUUCAAGAGCAACUCUGUGCUGAAAAAUUGGGUUAUGAUGUUCUUAACAGAGAAGUUGAGCAAUUACGGCGGGAGAAAAAUGCGUGCAAUGAGGCGAUCGAGCAAGUCAGUUUCGCAUUAAAAGAAGCAGAAACUCGAGCUAGUAUUGCAGAAAAAGAUCUACUGAACCAUACUAAGUGUCAUACGGAGGAGUUGCGUUCGCGUAUAGUUGAAUUGGAAACUCAGAUAGCUGCAUACCCGGUUGAAAGGGAAUGUCUUGAAAACAAACUUGCCGAGCAACUGAAGAAGGAAACGUUAGCUUUGGCAAAGAACGAAAAGACUAUGGAAGCACUUGAAAAAGCUGAAGCAGAAAUAGCAGACCUUCGGAAAGCAAAAGAUGAUCUGCAGAACGAAGUGAGGUUAAUGAAAGAAUCACAUGAAGAUUACAUUGCUAGGACAGAGAAGCUAGCUGCAACAGUGGUGGAACUUGAAGUGCAGGUCGAUUUGUUGCAAUGUGAAAGAGACGAACUGAAGGACAAGAUGGUUGUUGCGGACGAAAGACAUGAGAAGGCUAUUGCCAAUGCCGAAGAAAUGAUUGACUCACUCAAAUCCGAUAUUGAGAGUGGUUUAUCUGAACGAGAACUCCUGUGCAACAGAUUAGCCGCAGCGGAAAAUUCCAAAGGAAUUCUGGAAAGGGAUUUCGCUGAGAUGCGGAACUCUAUGAUGGAGCUAGAGUCGACCAUAGACAUGUUAAAAUCGGAAGUUCGUAGUAAAAGUGAAGAACUUGCUGCUGCAAAUGAUAAGCUCAAGGCUGAGAUUGCCACAAAUGCGCAGACGGCUAACGCAUUCACUUCACUUGAAAAAGAACACUUGCGACUUAAAAAAGAAAAGGAGACAUUUUACGUAGAACUUGAAGAGCAGAGGAAAUGCUAUGCAUUCGAAGUUCAGACAGCACAAAAGUUGGAAGAGAUGACGAAGGAAAUAUGUCGAAUGGAACAGGAAAUUUGUGAAAGCAAAGCGUCACGGGUCGAAGCGGAUAUGCAGCUCACUCAGCUGCACAAGAGGUGUGGAGAACUGGCGGCAGAAAAACAGCAGUUAGAAGCAAGGCUCUCCAAUCUUAUUCCUAGCGCCGAUCACAUUGAACAAACGGCAAAGAGACCAAGUAAUUUCGAUGAAGAACUCAAGAAACUCAGGAAGCAACUCGAAAUAAAAACACGCGAAAUUGAUCGAUUAGCAGGGUUAUGUGAUGAAUUCGAUGAAAUUGAGGAUAACUAUCGGCGAGAGCUUUUUGCUGCGAUCAAAGAAAGAGAUCAGCUAAAAGCACAACUCAGUGCACUCAAAUCUCCGGAGGAUCCUAAUUUGGAAGUAGCAUUUACGGAAGGAAUGGAAGCGUUGACUCUGGAAACGUCAUUUGGCCACAGCAAUUGUGAUGUAAAUAUAUGUGAUGAGGCCGACGAAUCUGAAGAGAGGAUGAAAAACGAAAUAACCGAACUUAAAAAACAAGUUGCCGCUCUUAGAGGAGACCUAACUCGUAUUUUCAGCGUUUGCGUUCCUUCAAGCGAUAUGUGUGGAGAUGGCAUUAAGGUUGCAUCAUCUUCCCAGAAAUUGCUUCCGGAUGCACAUAAUGUAUCGGCUGGUCCCGCUAUUGAGGGAAAGCGGAUGGCACCGUUAAAGGUAAGGAAAUCUUACACUCGUAGCUCAGAACGAGGAUGUUGGGAGGUGAACAGUGAGCAAAAAUCUGCUCCUAUUAUGAUAGAGAGAAGCGAUCAAUAUUCUCUCGGAAAGUGGCUUUCUGAGUCACUGUCAUGUGAUUUUUGCUUCUCAUGA
Messenger RNA from Angiostrongylus costaricensis, 3054 nucleotides. The record is from the annotation of a GenBank genome assembly. Lineage: Eukaryota; Metazoa; Nematoda; Chromadorea; Rhabditida; Metastrongylidae.